This is a messenger RNA of Larimichthys crocea (large yellow croaker), 3092 nucleotides long. RefSeq names its product calcium binding protein 39-like (gene cab39l). Lineage: Eukaryota; Metazoa; Chordata; Actinopteri; Sciaenidae. Gene Ontology annotation, biological process: intracellular signal transduction. The record is from RefSeq and is a predicted model, not a curated record. The coding region runs from base 312 to 1316 and encodes 334 amino acids. The transcript has 9 exons. Gene Ontology annotation, molecular function: protein serine/threonine kinase activator activity.
UUUGGUGUUUUAUUUUGAAGAUUCACACCGGAAAUCGCUAUGUUUAGCCUGCGUUAGCUCGACCGACGAGCAGAUGGAUUCCUGCUCUGCCUCCUUCAACACACUCCACACAUUUUAAAUUGUAUCACACACACACACACACACACACAGUUUUUAGCUCUCUCUCUAACUGCCCUCCUGGCGUGAACACACAGGGGAACCAUCCGGAGGAGGCUCGGUUCGGUUCGGCUGCUGCUGCUGUGGGAACCGGGACCGAAGACGUUUAAAAAGAAAACCCAACUGAAAGGUCCCGAGGUGAGUGCGCGUCCAUCAUGCCGCUGUUUGGUAAAUCCCACAAGAGUCCGGCGGACAUCGUCAGGACCUUGAAGGAGAACCUGGCCAUCCUCGUCAAGCAGGACAAGAAGACAGACAAGGCGUCUGAGGAGGUGUCCAAGUGUUUGGUGUCCAUGAAGGAGAUUCUGUACGGCAGCAACGAUAAGGAGCCUCACACGGAGACGGUGGCCCAGCUGGCCCAGGAACUGUACAACAGCGGCCUGCUGAUGUCGCUGGUAGAAAACCUGCAGGUCAUCGACUUCGAGGGGAAGAAAGAUGUGUGUCAGAUCUUCAACAACAUCCUGAGGAGGCAGAUCGGGACGAGGAGCCCCACCGUCGAAUAUUUCUGUUCCCACCAAGAGGUCCUGUUCAUCCUGCUGAAAGGGUACGAGACGCCUCAGGUAGCGCUGAACUGCGGGAUCAUGCUGAGGGAGUGCAUCCGCCACGAGCCGCUCGCCAAGAUAGUUCUCCAUUCGGAACAUUUCAACAGUUUCUUCAACUACGUGGAGAUGUCCACCUUCGACAUCGCCUCGGACGCCUUCGCCACCUUCAAGGAUCUCCUGACAAGACACAAAGUGCUCGUGGCCGAGUUCCUCGAACAGAACUACGAUGCUGUGUUUGCAGACUACGAGAAGCUGCUGCACUCUGAGAACUACGUCACCAAGCGGCAGUCUCUAAAGCUUCUGGGCGAGCUCCUGUUGGACAGACAUAACUUCACGGUGAUGACGCGCUACAUCAGCAAGCCCGAGAAUCUCAAGCUGAUGAUGAAUCUGCUGAGAGACAAGAGUCCCAACAUCCAGUUUGAGGCCUUCCAUGUCUUCAAGGUUUUCGUAGCGAACCCCAACAAGACGCAGCCCAUCAUCGACAUCCUGCUCAAGAACCAGACCAAACUAAUCGACUUCUUGAGCAACUUCCAGAAGGAUCGCACAGACGACGAGCAGUUCAACGACGAGAAGACCUACCUAAUCAAACAGAUCCGGGAUCUGAAGAAACCGGCCUCCUAGAGGAGCGUCACCCCCUUUCCACCCCCUCUGGCCUCUACCCCAACUUUUUAUCAAUAGGAAGACGUACAGUAGAAAAAAAACACAUUAACAAUAAUGGGUAUUUAAAAAAAACAACAAAAAAACAAAUCUUCAAAACGUUAUUUGUCUUUUUUCUCUUUGUUGGUUCGUUUAAAAGUUGUGCAGACGUAGUUCUCAAUCACUGAUCUUUCUUUUGUAAAUUUUAUUUUCAUGUGUAGCAUUUAGUGCCACAGCUCGCGGUGUCGGAGGAGGCAGCUGAUUUGCUCUGUCGGGAGAACCAGCAAUUAAAAAAAAAAAAAAAAAGGCGCUUUUGUUCAGUCGCUUGAGUUCAUUUGUAACGGUUGAAAUGAAGUAGCUGCAAAUCAAAAAUAAAAUAAAUCAAGCAAGAGUCAACGCGAUCAGGAUCAGGACGGACGUCGUCAGAGUGAAACGUUCUCAGUCACUGCUCAAAGCCAAACUUCUCUUUCGCCAAAGCUAGCUUCGUCAGACUCGAGUACAAUCCCAAAAUGCCAACGUAGCAUCGUCGUCUUCCUUGCUAUUCCUCAAAAGCUGAUGCAAUAUGUAAUACGGUAAUGUAAGACUUUAGCUUUGCUAAUUCAAACGAGUAGUUCUCCGAAGUUGAGAAAAACCCACAAAGAUUCGGCGCCCGUCUGCGAAAUGUUUGGCGUCGGAAUCUCCAGUCAGCUCGAGUACGACCGAGAAUCGAGUGAAUCGGUUUGUUGACCAAAAAAAAUUGCCAACAAUAAUCGUACCUGUAGGAAUCUCUAGACUUUGAAAUGAAGGGCGUUUUUUUUUUAUGUUUUAUUUUAUCGUGUCGUGACAUCAUCGGGCUGCUAUCGGUACAGUAAGCUCCAAUCAUUUUGAUCACUGGUUCUCGUCGCUGGUGGCUGAUAGCACUUUCUGUUAAAUGAUGAUUCAAAUGUAUUAUUUUAAUUUCUUUUGUUACUCUUUAAGCUGAUCACUGUUUCCACACUGCUCGAUGGUAUUUUUUUUUUUUAUUACAUAUAUAGUUUCUUGUCAUGUACAGUUUGUGGUUUGCACACCUGAAGCGAGUGAGACUUGAACAGGAGGCACUUUGCUGUUUUUGUUUUACUCCUUUUUCUGUCUGUGCUGUUUUAUUGAGAGGUGCCUUUUUGGUUUGGUGUGUUUUCCUUCUUUAUUCUCUCUGAUUGUUUUUUUUUUGUACUUUCAGUAUCUUUCUUAGGGGGAGCUUAAUUAUUAUGUUAAUGAAAAUAUGUUCUGAUUGGACAUAUUUGUUAUGAUUAAGCAGUGAACCUCUUAACUCGCUAUAUUUGAGUUACGCUGUCGAGAGAAACAUUUUUGCAAAAACGUUUUUGCAGCUGAUUCAAAGUUCAAACUCAUCCGGAAACUUGUCGCAGAGUGAGGCCAAAGUUGACCCGUAACAGGAUUCGACGGACAAAUGUAACUGUGAAAAAAUCCAAAUGUAGUUAAAGGACCAAGAAAUGUGCAAAAUCAGUGAAGUUAACACCUUUAAAGUGGUUUUGGUUUUUAUAUUUCACUUGGAAGUAAUAAAAGAAAUAUUCAGUUUUCUUAAAAUUAACAAAUUUAACUUGAUGUGCAUCCAUUCGGUUACUUUUUAUCUUUAAUGGAGUCAUGAUGAUCUUUAAUUUGAACCGUUUCGAACUAAAUUUAAAGACUAAUGGUCAAAUAAAAACAGGAAUAAAAAGGCAGCAGCGGAGCGCUGACACUAACAAUCGUGAACUGAUUUCUUUUCAUCAGGUGUAAAAGAAGAAAAAA